Molecule: messenger RNA, 1362 nt
Organism: Naegleria fowleri
Lineage: Eukaryota; Heterolobosea; Eutetramitea; Acrasida; Naegleriidae
Exons: 1
Coding region: 1-1362 (453 amino acids)
Source: RefSeq, a predicted model, not a curated record
AUGGCUCUCAAUCCUUCCACUCUCCAAUCAUGGGAACUGGCAACCUCUUUGAGGUUUUGCAAGAGAAAACUAAGGUUGUCCAGCUCUUCUCAAUCAGAAGGUUCCUCUGGCAGCGUUCUUUCUUCAAUUACUAUCACCAGCAACUUAGUUUGCGGCAGGAGCAGUAGUGGUGGUGGUGUCUCCUCUAAAAUAGAUCCUAUUCCUGAAUUACAACAACCCAUUCAAGGAGAAGAUCCUCUCAAGUCGAUGAGCUAUUUGAUCAGUGUGGAUAAGAGUGGUUUCAACGCUCUCGUGUUAACUGUUAAAGACACUGAACAGGGAACAACGAAUGCUGCCUUGCAACUCUUGUCAUUCUUUAAACUGACGGUCUUGGAUAAGAGUAAGCAAUCUCAAUCGCAAACUUCGGGAGUCCCGCCAUUAAUCUUCCCCUCCACAGCUGGAAUUCUAAAAACCAUUCCCUUCACUAAUACUUCACUUCAAAACAUAAAAGCUGUGUUUGGAACAAAGGUUGUUGGUGGAGGAAAUAGCAAGGUCAUGUAUUAUUCGGUGAAUGGAGAUUCAGAGAUUGGACGUUUGACAGCCACUUGUUUUGUGGCAGAAGAACCCACCAUUAUGAAUAUCAAUCUCAUUCCUGGUACUUCCGCUGCUCAAGCCUUAAAUCCUAAUAAGAACAAUAUUCUAUUGUUACCAGAGAGUGUAUUGAUGAUUUUCAGUAUUGACAAUUUCAAUGUCAAACGUGUCAUGCAAUCUGUGAAUAUGAAUUCCGCUGAGAACUUGGAGCUUGUUGUGAGUGUUGAUCUCAAUGUGUAUGGAAUCUUGAACUUGGCUAGUUCCUCUUCUUCCUCACAACAACAAAAACAGCAAUCUGUUCCCGAUCUUCCUUACAAUCCAGAUGAGAAUCGCCACGUCUAUAGCAUUACCAGCCAAACUCCCACCGUUCCAAAGGGUUAUUUGACCAUUCCUGCAGCUGCUGCCUUUGGUGCCUAUUCAGGUAGUUCUGGUGGUGGUGCUGAGAUUAGUAAAUUCAUUACAACCACUCAAGUCACUGCAACCGUGCGUAUGAGGCAAACUGGUCAAUCUCAGAGUAGUAGUAGCAGUAGUAGCAGUGGUAGCAGCAGUAGUGGUGAAUCCGAGCAGCAACAAAGUACAAGAAGGGAUUACUCUCGUUUGGAUGUUCACAUUCCUUUGUCAUCUUUGACAGAGAGUGAAAUGUCUCAGGACAGUUUCAUCAUGUGGGGACCAGUGUAUUUGGGUCAUGUAGAACAACAGGGAAGUUCUUGUAGUUGUACUAGUUCUUCUCAACAACAACCUCAACAACCUCAACCACAGCCACAACAGUCACAACAACAACCUCAACAAUAA